Molecule: messenger RNA, 605 nt
Organism: Racocetra persica
Lineage: Eukaryota; Fungi; Glomeromycota; Glomeromycetes; Diversisporales; Gigasporaceae
Source: the annotation of a GenBank genome assembly
UUGGUAUUGAUCUGGGAACGACAUACUCUUGUGUCGGUGUAUGGCAAAACGGCCGGGUUGAAAUUAUUGCAAACGACCAGGGUAAUCGAACGACACCUUCAUAUGUUGCUUUCACCGAUACAGAACGUCUGAUCGGUGACGCCGCAAAAAACCAAGUCGCCAUGAAUCCUUAUAAUACUGUUUUUAACGCUAAACGUCUUAUUGGUCGUAGAUAUCAUGAUCCUGAAGUUCAAUCGGAUAUGAAGCAUUGGCCAUUUAAAGUUAUUGAAAAGAACGGAAAACCAUAUAUCCAAAUCGAAUUUAAAGGUGAAACUAAACAAUUUACACCUGAAGAAAUAUCAUCUAUGGUUUUGCUAAAAAUGAAGGAAACUGCCGAAGCCUUCCUUGGUACAAAGGUUACAAAUGCAGUUAUUACAGUUCCUGCAUAUUUCAAUGACUCACAACGUCAAGCUACGAAAGAUGCUAGUAUGAUUGUUGGAUUAAAUAUUCUCCGUAUCAUUAGUGGACCUACAGCCGCGGCUAUCGCUUACGGUUUAGAUAAGAAAACUGCUGGUGAAUACAAUGUGUUGAUCUUCGAUUUAGGUGGUGGUACUUUAAAUGUGUCU